GGCGGGGGCGCGGGCGCAGGCGCAGGCGCGGGCGGGGCGCAAAGGUUGGAGUCUUCUCAUCCAGACCUUCGCCGGAGGGGCCGCAGCAUCAUGACGGUGGGAGCCAGGCUCCGAAGCAAGGCGGCGAGCGGUUUCCUGCGCCGCGGGCCCCGGGGGCGAGCGCGGGCGAAGGGGGACGAGGAGGCGGCCGCCCUCCUGGAGCAGCCGGAGCGCGGGGACGAGGCGGCGAGCGGCGCGAGCGCGGGGCGCCCGGGGGCCCGGAGCGCGCGCAAGGUGCACCUGGCCGUGCUCCCCGAGCGCUACGAGCCGCUGGAGGAGCCGGCGCCCGGCGAGAAGCCCAAGAGGAGGUACCGGCAGAAGCUGAAGAAGUACGGCAAGAACUUUGGGAAGGUCGUCACCAAGGGAUGCCGCUACGUGGUCCUCGGCCUGCAAGGCUUCGCCGCGGCCUACUCUGCCCCAUUCGGAGUCGCCACCAGCGUGGUCUCGUUCGUCCGCUAGCGGGAGCGCGGACGGAAGCCCCGCGCUGGGAGCUGUGCGGGCCCAGGACCAUCUCCGACCUGAACCCACAAAAUCCUUGGAGGAAAUCAGUGUCUUUCCUUGUUGCAUUGGAUGAAUGCAAUGAACGGAACAUCCCUGCCCAUCCACUGAGCUUUUCAUGACUCUAGGACACAGGUGGCUCCGAUGGACAGUCCUGCAGAGAGUCAGGCCUGUUUUAGGUGUGGGGUUAUGGUGUGCGGACACCGAAGCCUUCACCCAGAGGCCGCGGCGGGCUGGCCCAGAGACAGACACUUGGCAGAGGGGGGCAUUCUUGGUGGGUAGCGCACUGGGGAUUAUGAGGGGGGAAAGGGAUUUUGACCUGGACUAAUAAGAUGAUUUGUUAUGUUCUGGAAAGGUCGCAGGCCAGCUUGGCGCUCACAGCCCUUGGCCGCCUCGAUUCUGGGGACAGCAAAGGAUCGUUUGUCUGUCAUGAACCCCAUCUCCUUCUUCCACCCCUUUGUCACCAGGAGUUUAAUUAUGGGCUUGAGAAGAAGAAGGAAGGAAGGAAAAUCUCUUUGAAGGUGGGGAUGCUUUGAAAACUGUGGAUGACGUGUGUGACUGUUGAAAGCAGAUAAAGCUUGUGAUUCCCCCCCCCCACAUGAAUGUGUGACUGGCGGGGAGGGAAGGAGGGGGUUCAGAGGCAGGCUGGGUGGGCUGGAGAGGUCACUGGAGGGCGUGCUUCUGCGGUUCCUGGGCCAGCCCAGGCCGGCUGCGGGCUCUGAGGUACAUGCCUGUGGCUGGCUGACGGCGGCCCCACUCAGCUGCCAGGCACCGUCGCCGACUCCCUGCCGCUGUCCUGCGCCUCUAAGCCAAGCCACCAGAGGUGCUUUGUCCGGAGAGAGGGGGACACUGCGCCUGGCAAGGAAAGAGUGUGAUUUAGAGAAGGAACCAGUAAGUAGGAGACAGGUGUGCUGGAAGUAGACAGAAAGAUGACGGACAGGAGGAGUGGAAGUCUGGGAGCCAGGUCUGGUUUAUCAGCCCUGGGAAAUCUUAGGUGGGCUGGGCUUUCAGCUCCAGGUAGGGACCAGGGGUGCUGGGGGGCUAGGGGUGCCACGGCUGGUGCUGGAAGCCCCCCUGAGGCCCAUGAGCAUUCUCUGGCUGCCUUUGUAGCGUCCUGUCCUCUUUGGUGCUGCCAAGUUGGUCCACAGCUCACCUGGAUUCAGAGCUCAGCGCCGCAUGGGUCUGGGGCUGGACGCUCCCCCAGGACGGCCCAGGGACUGCCAUUGGCCAGGGGGGUAAAAGACAGGGGAGGCUCCUCUUACUGUACCCCUCGGCCAACCCCCAUGAUAGGCCACCAUGUGGAUGUUACCAGAAUACCCGGAAAUCCAAAUUGUUUUUGCUGAUCAGUCUGUAGGGUGGGUGCCAACACCUGCAUGUGGCCCUGAGCAGUUCCCCAGGCCUCGCAGAGGAGCCCUCGGUGCUCAUGCCUCACCGGUCAAGCCAACCAGGUGGCAUCAGGACGUGGAGAAGGUGGGUGGGGAAGACAGACAGAUGGACGGAAGAAGGAACCGGUGUAGGAGAAAGUUGUAGCCAGACAUUCUGGAAGCUCGUGUUGAAGAUGAACUUUGUUCCAGUUCUUCCUCAUUAAUAUUUGUGAGGAAAAGAGAAAACAGAUGGUCUUGUUUUAACUCAAAUGAUGAAAGUGGAUGAUAGCACAUUUUCACACAUGGAAGAUAAUGACAGCUUGCCUGGUCACACUGGGACUCCGGGAGAAGAGACAGAAGUGGAAGAAAAAGCCAAGCAGAGUUUAGUGGGAGAGCCAGGCCUCCGUGGCCCACGGGUGACGGGAGGAGGCAGCCUGUGGUGGGCUUGGAGGAUGUCCCUCCCGGAGGCCCAGGGAUGCUGACCCGCCCCCAGAAGCCUGUUGUGUCCCCUUGGAACAGAAGUGUGACCCCGGAAGGGACCAGUGCUGCUGAGGCCUGUCUGUCAAGACCUUCCCCAUCCCAUCCCCAAAUUGGAGACAUAUCAGGCCAAGCACAUAGGCCCUGAAAUUCAAAUUGUUUGAUUAAAAAUCCACCUAGAAAUGUCAUCAGUCAGAAGCUGCGGGGAUUGCCCUGCGAGCCAGAUUCCUGUGUACAAAAGAUGACCUUGUCCAGUAUCCCUGAGAGCUCAGGCCCCGGGGACAGGGCAGAUUACCUUUUGCCUGUUUCUCUGUCUGCAGUUGUGUUUUGUUUUGUUUUUUUAGCGUCCUGGGUCCACACGCUACUGAGAAUUGAGUUUUAGAGCUUUGUCCUUACGCGCUUGACCAAGAGGCUGCUUUCGUACCCUUUUCUUGCCCUGUGAUGUAAAUAAACCCUUAAUUUGUGUAA
Ailuropoda melanoleuca (giant panda) is the source of this 2846-nucleotide messenger RNA. It is a transcript of the gene C8H1orf115, whose product is annotated as chromosome 8 C1orf115 homolog. The record is from RefSeq and is a predicted model, not a curated record. NCBI's taxonomy places the organism in Eukaryota, Metazoa, Chordata, Mammalia, Carnivora, Ursidae.